This is a messenger RNA of Rhopalosiphum padi (bird cherry-oat aphid), 1197 nucleotides long. RefSeq names its product KRAB-A domain-containing protein 2-like. The coding region runs from base 1 to 1197 and encodes 398 amino acids. Gene Ontology annotation, biological process: DNA integration. NCBI's taxonomy places the organism in Eukaryota, Metazoa, Arthropoda, Insecta, Hemiptera, Aphididae. The record is from RefSeq and is a predicted model, not a curated record. The transcript is spliced from 4 exons. Gene Ontology annotation, molecular function: nucleic acid binding.
AUGGAUAUUAUGGAUAAUCGUAAACUAAUCGUCCUACUAAAAGAAGGUGAAACUAAAAUUAUUUUCUAUGUAAAGAACGAAGAACUAUACGACAUUAUGCACGAAGCUCAUAUAAAAACUGGUCACGGAGGUCGUGAACUUAAUUCCCGGUGUCAAGUAGACUUGGUAGAUAUGCAAACUUGCAAAGAUGGUGAAUUUAAAUUUAUAUUAAAUUAUCAGGAUCACCUAACCAAAUUCAUUCAAUUAAGACCUCUAAAAUCUAAAACUGCAGAAAAAGUUGCACAUCACUUAUUAAAUAUAUUUCUUGUUUUCGGUGCUCCAAAUAUUUUACAUUCCGACAACGGACGAGAGUUCGUAAAUAAAGUUAUAUCAGAGCUAUGUUCAAUGUGGGAUGGUGUGAAAAUUGUGCAUGGUAAACCACGCCACAGUCAAACACAAAGAUCUAUCGAAAGGGCAAACCAAGAUUUCCAAAAUAUACUGAGAGCUAUGAUGGAAGAUAAUGACACUACAAAAUGGUCAGAAGCAUUACCAUUUGUUCAAUUUACAAAAAAUACAACGUAUCAUCAAGGUAUUAAGCAAACGCCAUACGAAGCUAUGUUUGGCACUAAAGCACAAAGAGGUCUUUUGACAUCUUCUCUUCCACGAGAACAAAGAAAAACUAGCAACAGAAGAAGAGUUAGAACAAAUACUUCAGUCUAUAAGAAGGAGAAUACAAUUAAGAAUAGAGCAUUGGCACUAAAUGGACUUCAAACACAAGCAAGUGUAAUGCUGCGAUCGUCAAACCAAAAAUUUCCGUCUGCUCAAGUAGGUGAUACUGUUCGAGUGCGUGUUCCAGAUAUCGAUCGAGGACGUAUGGAUUACCAAAAUAUUUUGGCUGUUGUAAUGGACGUCGAUAAUGACUUCUACAAAUUAGGAACAAAAUAUGGAAUUAUCAGUCAGCUGUACACUCGAAAUCAAUUUGCAGUUUGCAAAGAAAAAUUGAUAUCGUUAAACGAUGUUUUAUCCGAUAAGACAAUGUUUUUGAGACAGGUAUCGACAGCUGCUUCCAAAAGUGGUGGCCAAGAUUAUGUACGAUGCAAUUGUACAAGUGAUACUGUGUAUUCAUGGUAUAAAAAUGACAAAUUACUCGUUGAAAGAAAAGCAAUAAUUGACACGGAACUCAUGGGUUUGAUAAUGAUUACAAUUCAAAGUCGGUAA